AUGUCCCUUGUACCAACUCUUCCCACCAUUCCGGAACCAACCACCCUGACAUGCAUUGCCUCAGUGAAUGAGGCACGCGCCAUGCGUAUCGCCGAAAUUCUUUCUGAUUUCAGACAUCUACAACAUGCCAUCGCAAAUAUCAGAGCAAAUCCAUCGGCCGAAGAAUAUUACGAGGAAGGAUAUUGCGUGCUUCGCCAAUGCGCAGCAGAAGCCCAAGCUCUACUCAACCAACCAUUCGAUUGCCAAGGACCAGAACCAGAUGGAGAUGGAGAACAAGAGAAAGCGCAGCUCCAACGGGUUAUGCUUGAUGCUAGCAUUCGGCGCUUUAAGAUCCAACAGAUAUACCUCAAAGCAAGCGCAGCAUUGCGUUGGCUUACCUCAAGAAAUGCCAUCCUUGGAGGAAACCGACCUCAACCCAUUCAUACUCCGGCGCUACAACAGAUAGCCAACACUAUGCGUGCGGAACUUGCAUCAGUAACACCAGCUCGGGUAGAGUUGGCACUCCGAUCUCAAGACAGCAUCCAGGGGAAAUGGCUUGCAGAGGACCCAACAUGGAGCACCAUGGAGCAGAGCAUUCGGACCGGCCGAUGA
Aureobasidium pullulans EXF-150 is the source of this 591-nucleotide messenger RNA. RefSeq lists its product as uncharacterized. Bases 1 to 591 code for a protein of 196 amino acids. The record is from RefSeq and is a predicted model, not a curated record. The transcript is spliced from 3 exons. NCBI's taxonomy places the organism in Eukaryota, Fungi, Ascomycota, Dothideomycetes, Dothideales, Saccotheciaceae.